AUGAUUUCAGCAUAUGAUAACACAUCAUAUAUCUUACUCACUUUGGAUGGAAUGGAAGAUUUGAAGCCAAAUGUUUUUUUUCUUUUUUUAGCUCUGUCUGUUUACCUCAUAAUAAUAAUUUUAAACCUUACAUUGGUCAUUACAAUUAUUUUAGAGAAGUCUUUGCAUGAACCUAUGUAUAUCUUUGUAUGUAAUCUUUGUUUAAAUGAACUGUAUGGGACAAUAGGAUUUUAUCCUAAAUUUUUGCAUGACCUCUUUUCAUUGUCACAUGUGAUAACAUAUGGUGAAUGUUUGACACAGUCAGCUAUUAUAUACUCAUCAAUUAUGUGUGAGUACACAACAUUAGUUAUAAUGGCUUAUGAUAGAUAUGUUGCAAUAUGCAGGCCAUUAGAGUAUCACAACACUAUGGGAACCCAGACAGUGACUAAAGCUCUCCUAUACUCAUGGGUUUUUCCUUUUAUUAUAGGCCUUCCAAAUUUUAUACUUACAAGCCAACAGCCAUUGUGUGGAUCACACAUAGACAAACUUUACUGUGACAACUGGUCUGUUGUGAAGUUGUCUUGCAUUUCAAGUACAGCCAACAAUAUAUAUGGGCUUUUUGUGAUUUCUGUAUUCAUGGUUCAUGCUGUGAUUGUUUUGCUGUCAUAUCAGAGACUGAUUGUUGCUUGCAGGAAUUCAAGUGACAACAAAAAGAAAUUCAUGCAGACCUGUGGGCCACAUUUACUGUCACUGCUAAACUUUACUAUAGCUGUGCUCUUUGACUUAAUGUUCAGUUGGUAUGGGUCAAAGGAAUUUCCAAAACAUCUGCGGAACUUUUUUCAAAUUGAAAUUCUUGUCAUCCCACCUCUUCUUAAUCCACUCAUGUAUGGCCUUAAACUUUCAGAGAUCCGCAAGAACAUUUGUCAUCUAUGUCUCAGGACUGACUUUGUGUUGGUUCAGUCAGUCAACCUCCUGGAGUGCUGCAAGAGACUUGAGCUCAAGGAGACUACUCAUGAAGAGGCACGCAGGCAGUUGAUUGGUACAGUGAGAGUAGCUGUCCCUGACAGUGCGGGCCUUAUGCCCUCUUCUUCCAAGCACUGGCAUUACCAUGGUGGUCCCUGGUGGUAG
This is a messenger RNA of Electrophorus electricus (electric eel), 1107 nucleotides long. Its product is annotated as olfactory receptor 52D1-like. Gene Ontology annotation, cellular component: membrane. Gene Ontology annotation, molecular function: odorant binding; G protein-coupled receptor activity; olfactory receptor activity. The record is from RefSeq and is a predicted model, not a curated record. NCBI's taxonomy places the organism in Eukaryota, Metazoa, Chordata, Actinopteri, Gymnotiformes, Gymnotidae. Gene Ontology annotation, biological process: detection of chemical stimulus involved in sensory perception of smell; G protein-coupled receptor signaling pathway.